CCACACUUGAAUUGAAUGGUUGUAUCUCGAAAAGUCGGCAGCUUGUCGGCUGCUCCGCCUCCGCUGCAAUGGCGUCCAUGCCUACCUGGACACCGCUCCAUCUAGAGCUUAAGGUUCUCCACCAGCAUCCCACUCCUUUCAUGGCGGUGACGAGAAUCAUCAACCCUCGCAGCAGCGUCUCUGUUGGUAAGCUCAGCCUUCUCUCCGCCCGUUGUUCAUUCGUGAAGCGCGCCAGCAACAGUGAUGGCGUCCCGGCCGAAGCCAGCCCCAAACCUUCCGAUGUUGGAGUAAUUAAGGACAAUGCUAGUUCUGGCCCUGGCUAUGUUGGCUUGUUUGUUCGAAUGCUUGGUCUAGACAAUGAUCCCUUGGACAGGGAGCAGGCAGUAGUUACUCUUUGGAAGUAUUCCCAAGGGGGGAAGGAUUGUAUUGAUGGCGUUGUGCGAUUUCCUGGCUGCAUUAACCUUGUAGUCAGCCUACUCAAGUUAGAUUCUAUGACCACCUGUGAAGCAGCUGCAGGCCUUUUACGAACUAUUUCAUCAGUAAGCAUACACCGAGAUGUAGUGAUUGAAUGUGGAGCAGUUGAAGAAAUUGUUGGUCUUCUGUGUAAAUCAUGUUUGACAUCAGAGGUAAAGGAGCAAAGUCUAGGUGCCUUAUGGAACUUGUCUACUGAUGAGAAAGUGGCUGUGAAGAUAGCUAAAAGUGACUUCUUACCGAUGCUUAUUAAGUUCCUUGAUGAUGAGGAAAUAAAGGUGAAGGAGGGAGCUGGUGGAGUUUUGGCAAAUUUGGCUUUGACUCCUACUAACCAUAGUAAUUUGGUAGAGGCUGGUGUGAUUCCAAAACUGGCAUCUCUGUUGAAAACCAAAGAUGAUGGCUUUAAAGUAAUUAGGAAAGAAGCAAAAACGACAUUAUUAGAACUUUGCAAGGAUGAAUACUUCAGAAUCCUUGUCACUGAAGAGGGUCUUGUUCGAGUCCCUUUAGUUGGUGCUGCCGCAUAUAAAGCUUUCAAACCAGUUUCUUAUUCAUGGCCCUCAUUACCUGAUGGAACAGAAAUUCAAAAGAAUUCACGCCCUUCAAGAUAUGGUGCUUCUGAGUUACUUCUUGGUUUGAAUGUCCGUGACAACCUCAAUUUAUCUGAAGCAAAGAUGAAUGCCAUGAUUGGACGUUCACAACAGCAAUUUCUUGCAAGAAUUGGAGCUAUUGAGUUGGAGGAUGGAAGAAAAGUUCAUUCAGAUUCUUCACAGAGGCAGCAGUAUACUCUUUUGCCCUGGAUUGAUGGUGUUGCUCGUCUAGUUCUGAUUCUUGGACUUGAAGAUAUUUCUGCAAUAUCCAGAGCUGCUUAUUCUAUUGCUGAUGCGGCAACGAGUGAACAUAUGCGGAUCUCAUUCAAGGAAGCUGGAGCAGUUAGACUUUUAGUUCAGCUGCUAGACCAUAGCAAUGAUGGUAUUAAAGAGGCAGCAGCACUUGCACUGGAUAGGUUGUCUAACAGCUCUGAAGUUCGCCGGACAAUUGAUGCUGAGGGCGUGUUGAGUCCCCUGAUUAACAUACUUAAGUCCAAAAAUACUUCACAGAGUCUGUUAGAGAAGGUUGUGAAUAUACUUUCUCGGAUUUUUGACCCAGGCAAGGAUGUGAAACAAAAGAACAAAGCAAUCAAUGGAUCGUCAGAAGUGGUACUUACUAAUGCACACAGUUCUGAUAAAAUUGAAGGAUCAAGCAAACAAUUGGACACCUUUCUUCAGCCUGAUUUAACUACGAGGGAGAUGAUAGAUUCUGGGGUGAUAGCUCGCUUUGUUGAAACAUUUAGGAUCUCAUCUCCAGAUUUACAAGUGAAGAUUGUUUCCAUCCUUGACUAUGUUGUGACCUCUGAGUUGCAUGUAACUGCAUUAAUUGAAGCUGGCAUUGAAUCAGGACUUGAUGCUGUUUUUGAACAGGGAUCUUCUAAUGUCGUGGAAGAUGAUGAUGACAGUAAGCUAGAGGAGGACAUUGUUAAAGCUGAAGAGAUUGGUCUUGUGAUUGCUGCAGCAUCCAGAUUGCUCUCAAAAUUAUUAGACUUUGAACAAUUUCGACGUGGCAUUGAUUCUAGAAGUUUUGUAUUUAAAUUGCGUAAUAUCCUGAGAUCCAACAUCCCUCUUCAUGCGAAAGAGUGGGCUGCAGCCUGUCUGGUAAAGCUUGAAGCUCAUUUUGGGUCACUUGCUGAUCUUGGGCACCGUAUUGAUAUGGAAGUAACACUCUACGAGACAAUUCCAAGACUCGUUGAACAAAUAAGAACUUCGGCUUUUGAUGAAUCACAAGAGGCUGCUGCCCAAGAAUUAUAUGAGGUGGUGGCCUCUAGAGGGCUGGUGGAGUGCAGUAGAGCAAUUGCAACUUGUGGAGGGAUAUUUCCACUUGUAAAACUGAUUGAUGAGGGUCAUGCACUAGAGGCUAGCUUGGCCAUCUUGUAUAACCUCAGUAUGGACAGUGAGAAUCAUCCGGCUAUAAUUGCUGCCGGUGCAGUGCCAAUAUUGAAGAGGAUAGUUCUUACAAAAGGGCCGCAAUGGACACGUGCACUUCAUCUGCUAAGGACGCUGCCAACAUGAACUGAAACUAGUGACAUGGGAAAGAGUACAACAGCAUAUGCUUUGUUGGCAAGUAGUCAUACCAACUCCUGAUGAGGUGAGUUUAUAUUGCUUCUCAUUUAGACCAGGAAAUUAGCCACAGCACUUGGUCGUGUGGCUGAAAGCAACAUGUAUUGUUGCCUGUGUUGCCGCGGGGUAACUGUUGCGGCCAUAAGCAGUCCAUGUUGAAGUUAUGUAUAAGAGAGUUUGCAUAAAAAAUGAAUGAGAGCUAAAGAUGGUUGUUUGACCUUGGAAUGAUUUCAUAUGAUGCUAAUGUGAUUUAACUGAACCUUUUGAAUUAUUUC
This is a messenger RNA of Dioscorea cayenensis subsp. rotundata (Guinea yam), 2896 nucleotides long. RefSeq lists its product as uncharacterized. Bases 69 to 2573 code for a protein of 834 amino acids. Lineage: Eukaryota; Viridiplantae; Streptophyta; Magnoliopsida; Dioscoreales; Dioscoreaceae. The transcript is spliced from 10 exons. Gene Ontology annotation, molecular function: protein binding. The record is from RefSeq and is a predicted model, not a curated record.